CGAUGGCUUUGAAAGCAUCAUAAAGCUCCUCCUCCUCCGGUAGUCCGAGCGGGAAGUUCGGAUGUUCGUAUCUCGACAUAAAUGUCAUGUAAAUACAGCAAAUAUUCUGCUGCUUUCAGCACAAACAACACUUUAGACAAAUUCUAACCGGGACUACAGGACAUCUGCAGUCAUGUCCGGUGAGGAGGAGAAGAGCAGCUCUGCAUCCAGGAGCUUCGGACAGUGCACCUACACAGCUGAGGAGUACCAGGCGGUGCAGAAUGCUCUGCGACAGAAGCUGGGACCCGAGUACAUCAGUACCAGAGUGGCCGGUGGAGGACAAAAGGUGUGUUAUAUUGAGGGGCAUCGAGUCGUCAGUCUGGCCAAUGAGAUGUUCGGAUACAACGGAUGGUCCCACUCCAUUUCCCAGCAGAACGUUGACUUUGUCGACUUCGUAAAUGGGAAGUUUUACGUUGGAGUCAGCGCGUUUGUCAAAGUGCAGCUGAAGGACGGUGCGUUUCAUGAGGACGUCGGCUACGGAGUCAGUGAAGGACUAAAAUCUAAAGCUCUGUCACUGGAAAAGGCGAGAAAGGAAGCUGUCACCGAUGGCAUGAAGAGAGCACUGAAAUGUUUUGGUAACGCCCUGGGAAACUGCAUCCUGAACAAGGAAUACCUCCUAGCCAUUAACAAAAUCCCCAAACAGCCUCCUCCUGCUGUAGACCCGGCCCACACUAAGCGCUCUGACGGUGAACCAUCAGUGGAAAAGGCCCGGUUCUGCAGCCUGGUCCGGGAGGAAAAACACGUAUUCGCUGCAGGUCCCGCAAGAAUGCCGCUGGCCCCCCGAGUCACCAAUCAGAACCAGAACUGCUCAGAGGUUCACACUCCUGAUGCUGCUGGUCCUGUCUUCAACAGGAAGAGCGAGAACAGCAGCUCCAGAUCUGCUGUGGACUCGGCGGACGUCACCGAGUGUGAAGCGCACACGGACCCCAAACAGCUGAGAAAACUGAGGCAGCAGCAGCUUCAGCAGAAGUUCAGGAGAGAGAUGGAGGCCAAGAAGCUGCAGCAGAAACAGGAUGAAGCAAAAUCCGAAGAGGCGGAGGUUCUUAUUGGACGAGCUUCUAGUGGCGGUUCCUCAGGCGAAGGUGUGGCAACGUUCAGCCACAGCAGCUCAGCUGAAGACAGGAAGCCCGGCAGCAGAGAUGUGCAUUUAGCAGACGACCCUGAGCUCUGGGAUUUCACUCUGGAUGGCAUCGAGGAGCCGGACGUUCCUUCAGCGUUCAGACCCAGCACACCCGGCACCCACAAGAUGCAGACGCGCAGUAAGACUCCUCAGAGACCUUCGGAGGCCACAUCGUACAGCCGAGGACACGACCAGGCUCAGUACAGACCUCAACACCACAACCAGCAUCAGGGGAGACCAGGUAAUGCCUCCAGUCCAUACAGACAAGGGCAAUACAUGAAGAAACGCAGACUGGACACCUGAGGUUUUACACUGUUGUUCAUCCAGCUGUAUUAUUUAUUUUAGUAUAUACAUUUAAAUUCAUGUUACAAUGAUUUGCUGCUAUGUAUGAUAUUGGUUGAAAUGUAGGUAAAUGUCUUCUGGUUUUGCAAAAAUAAAAACACAAGCAAAAGUGAA
Messenger RNA from Amphiprion ocellaris (clown anemonefish), 1615 nucleotides. It is a transcript of the gene rad52, whose product is annotated as RAD52 homolog, DNA repair protein. Gene Ontology annotation, biological process: double-strand break repair via homologous recombination; mitotic recombination; DNA recombinase assembly. Bases 173 to 1462 code for a protein of 429 amino acids. The record is from RefSeq and is a predicted model, not a curated record. The transcript has 12 exons. Lineage: Eukaryota; Metazoa; Chordata; Actinopteri; Pomacentridae. Gene Ontology annotation, cellular component: nucleus.